Messenger RNA from Plasmodium falciparum 3D7, 795 nucleotides. RefSeq lists its product as uncharacterized. NCBI's taxonomy places the organism in Eukaryota, Apicomplexa, Aconoidasida, Haemosporida, Plasmodiidae. The record is from RefSeq and is a predicted model, not a curated record.
AUGUUCCCUUCUUAUAUUAGAAAAUUUUCAUUUACACUUUUAUUAUGUAUAAUAGCAUUAUCAUGCAAUAAUAAUACAGAUAUUUAUUAUCUGACAAAAUAUAAAAACUUCCCAAUAGUAAAAUCACCGCAUAUAAGAUCAUUAGCAGAAAGUUACAAACAAUAUAAAAUAAAUAGUAAGUAUGAUGAGCUUAGAACUUUAGGUGCGUCUUCUCCACAAAAAAGAAAACCUAGUAAAUAUGAUGACAUUAGAUGCUAUGAUCAACCCAAACAAAAACAGAAAAAACCUAGUAAGUAUGAUGAUGUUAGAGGAUUUGGUGAACCCGCACAAAAAAAGAAAAAAACUAGUAAGUAUGAUGAUCUUAGAAGGUUUGGUGUACCCACACAAAAAAAGAAAAUGCCUAGUAAGUAUGAUUACCUUAGAACAUUAAAAGAACAAAACGUUAAUAAUAAAUGGAAACCAACAACUAAUGAUGAUUUAAAACUUUUGUCAGACAAUUAUGAAAAGGAAAAAACCGAAAAAUACAAAUUAUUAAAAUUUAUAAAAAAAAAGGAUAAAGAAAAUAGUGAAAGACAAAAACAUGGACUACCUCCAGAUAUGUCAUUUAAGGGAUUAUCCUCAAAAAAAGAAACAGAAGAAUAUGUAUCGUCAGAUGUAGGAUAUACAAUAAAAAAAGGAAUAUUAAAGGCUUUAAAAUUUACUUGGAGAUCUAUCAGCUUUUUUAUAAAACUUAUAUUCUUUGGAUUAAUAUCACUCCUGUUUUGGACAUGUAGAUGUAUAUCCUGUUUAUUUUAA